CCGGUACUACUAGCUAGUACGGACGGACAGGACAGUACUAGUACUACCAGUAGUACGUUCUCUCUGGUAAUAGCAUCCCCACCACCCGCCACAAAGUCCCAGAUCAAGGCCAUCAAGGAAUCAAGGUUCACAACUUGUUGUACGGUUGCGAUAAGCAUUCUCUGUCGAUGCUGGUGCCUUCGAGUUUUCUCUGUUCUCAGAACAAGACUAUGAGAGAGAGAAGGCAAAGACAACCAUGGCGGCCCUAACCCGUUCGGCUUCGCUCGCCGAUCUGUCGGAAAAGGAGGGACGAAAGACGCCCAAGGAUGGCGAUCCCAGCCGCAGCAACACGGGUAGCGAGAAACACAGAAGUAGGUCGAUCACCCACAGAAUGUCUGCAGGCAACAACGCAUCCCGUGCAAGUUGGAAAUGGAUAUCCAACUCGAGGAGCUUUCAUGAACACCGUUCUCGAUCACAGAAAGGAGGUUCUGUGCUCUCUUCGGAUUCUGCAUUACCAGCCGACAGUGCUACCUUCAGCAAACCCACUGGAGUCCAGUCUCAGGCAACCCCAAGUCGCCAUAAGCAGAUAUCCCCUCGACUUUUGGAGCAUUUGGAAACUUUGCUACCGAAAUAUUGUAUCCAUUUAACCCAUCCAACAUAUCAAGAGGCUGCCAAGGCUAUGAGGCUGCUUCUAGACAACCCUCCACCGGUUACUGCCAUUGCUGAAGUGGCCAUGGCUGCUACUUUUAUACCUGGAAGUCCAGAGAAAAAAUCAAACCAGCGAGCUCGGGAAAACGAAGCAAAGGCAACAGUAAAAAGCGAAAUGAAUCGUCUCCUUGCGUCCCCUUUUCGUUCCCGGAAACCCAGGAGAGACAAGUUGGAUGACAGCCGCAGCAACCCACGCCAAUGGGGUGCAGCUCUGUCUAGUUUGGGAAGUCAAUCAUCCGCAUCUUCUGUGAACAACUCACACCAUCACCAAGGCAAGUCGUCCUUCGUGGCAAAGCUAGAUGCUGCGGCGUGGGAAAGUUUUGUCGCGCCCUUGAUCUUGCUAGCUGGCGCAGAAGCCAUUUAUGCUGAUCUCGAACAUGUUCAUCCCACACCCAGUAUAAUCCAUUGGCCAGGCUUGUAUCGGCGCAUUGCCAGUGAGUUGCGGGCAUUGGUGCCUCGCCCACAAGAGAAAAAGUCGGGGUUUUCACUGUCGAGGACCGUGCCAACACUGGAUUCGCCACCAACCUCGCCCCUGCGAUCAUCAUCAGCUUCACUCCUCCCUCCAGCCGAGGCCAAAUUCAACCAACUACUGUUCCCACCACCAAAUAUGCAUCGUAGUGCAGACUCGUCGGGAAUAAGUCAAACACCGUUGACACCAAAGACAGCAAACACGGCACAAACAACGAAUGAACGACGCCCUCAGGAAUACAUGCAACUGCGGUCGCUCUUGGCUUGGUUAGACGUCAAGCGCCAGUGGUUACCAUUUCAUGAAUCUCUGUUUCUUACUUGGAAUGUAGAGAACCUUGCAGAAAUACGAGACUUUGCCGCAUCUUUGCCUCAGAAACAAGAAGAAACAAUGCGACCCCUUGACGAAGCACUGCGACUCGAGGUCCUGGGAACGUUGUCCCUCAUGGAAAUGGCAUUUUGGUUGGAACGUGGAAGGUUCCUGGAAACAAUUGUCAGUGCUCGAAAAGUCAAACAGCAAUUGAUCGCCGUCGGCGACAGAGAAACUGCUCUUGUUUUGUGGAUGAAGACUACGUUCCAAGAUUAUCUCAGCAUCAUGCCAUUGGUGUACGAUAAGGUGCUAACUUUUGCGACUCCGUUGUACGGGUUUGAUCAACAGAUUCUCUUGGAAGCAACUCAGAAGGAGAGGACGUUUCUGAACGACCAAAAGGGUGUUGCUGAUUUGGAUGCCCAAAUCAUUGAACUUCUUAGGAAGCAAGAGAGAGCAGGAGGCACAUCAAUGGCAGUAGCAAUUGUGUUGGACACGGGAAUCGAGGAUGUCGAAGAGGAGAACCCAGCUCCAACGAGUGCAACGCAUCAAACUAGCAGAACCCUGAAUUGGGCUCAAAGCGGGCAUCAUCAUCAUCGAGUAGAGCUUGGAUUCUCCAUGCAAACCACACUCAGCAAGAACCAUGCUGGAGGAGGCGGACCCACCUCAAGGAAAACCCUAGUCGACCCCAACGCCAAAUCAUCUGGCGGCACCGACGAGGAACAGAAGUCUACAAACGUAGCCGAGCUGAGGCCAUGGCCUGCAGUUUACCUUCGAAGCACAAUGCGACUUGGUACGCCAACACGCGGUGGUGCAGCAAGCAAUACAGGCGGGGGUAUGGGAUUGAUCAAUGGCAUUCGCCGCAACGCAAGCUCAACGAAAGGGAGCAGCAGUGCUCUCGAUGGAGGUUCAUCUUCGCAGCAUGGCAGCAGUUUGCAUUCAAGCCGGAGUGCAGGCUCGGUUGAUGGCAGCCCUCGUUCGAAGUACCGGAAGAGUUCGUCCACUCGGCGUUGCUCCCUUCUUUCACAUGGGAACAUAUUCGAGUACGAAACAGAACCAAGCAACGGAUCAUCCUGGCCACAUUCCGAAUGGGGCCAAUUGAGGAGUUUCCUUGAGGCCUUGUCAUUGGGAGAUGGAGCUUGGUCAGAGAAUUUUGUCACAGACCACGUGACAAAUUCGCCAAACACUUCACCUGGUCGAAUGGGAGACACUAGCUCCCUCUCGGGUGUCGAACCGACCGCAGUUACGUUUCAUCCAGACGGGAUAGAACCAACAGGCGAAGGAUCGGGAAGAGGCUCAACAACCUUUGACUCACGCCGCAGUAUUUUGUCAUCGGAUCUGGGCAAACAGCUAUGGGACCCUUUGCCAACCCCACUGACCACAGCGUCAUCAUCGAAUGUUGCGUCGAGCACUGCUCCCACAACAUUCCACGCUGUGCAAAUCAACAACUUUAUGUGGAUGAUAGUCAUGGUGAAGUGCGAGGAGGAGUCUCGAUGGCAUAGACGGAGGUCUCGAGGCGUUCCAGACAGGGAAAUUAGAGAAUUUUUGAAUCACAUGGCUGCCAAACUAGCAAUAUCCAAUCGUUUCUUGGGACUCAAGACUUGUCAAACUGCCAGAGUGAAGGUGAGGGAUCGAUUGGCCCCCCGAGUACGCGGCCGUGACCUCGGUCUUCGCGAUGCGCAGUGGGAAAGUGCCAAUCCAGAGGAUGACGAUCAAGCUCAAGAAGACGUCUUGCAGUUGAUGAAAGAGGCGUUUUCCGUGACGGGGUCCCACCCAACGCUGAAUCGCGCCGAAUCUAUCCUUACAACAAUGAGUGGUGGCUUUCGAGCCUCUGGGGGAAGCCGGAGCCCACGUGACCGACGUCGAGUGCUUGCAAUGCAAAAGCAGGCUGGGCCUUUCGCGAACAAUUCUGACUACAGGGAAGGUGCUGCUAUGCUGUUUCUGGGACCAGAGCUUUUUCGCCAGUUCUUGGAGUCGACGAGCGAAUGAAGCGUUUUCUUGCUCUAGCCAGUCGACGGUUUUCGCCUUUGCUACUUGCUGUUUUCUUGCUUGGUUACGAAAUACGGUACCGUGCAAUGCAGAUGCAAAGGAGUAGUCUAGUAACUCGGAGAUGCCUUCUGGUAGCCUUGUUGGCGGUGUCGCUACAGUACCGAUGAUCGAUGGGGACUAGCAAGAGGUACGAUGUACCUGGUACCAGUACUAGUAUCUUGGCAAAAUAUGCAUUGAAACAGUUAAAUACAAUCAAUCCAUUAUCUUGGCAAAUCUACAAAUCGAGU
Seminavis robusta is the source of this 3735-nucleotide messenger RNA. The record is from the annotation of a GenBank genome assembly. Lineage: Eukaryota; Bacillariophyta; Bacillariophyceae; Naviculales; Naviculaceae.